CAACGCUUCAUCACAAUGUCUAAUUUCGAUGAGAAGGAAGAUAAAUUUGUUGAUGAAAGUGAUUUAUUGAAGUUCCACUGCUUGGGUGGUGGUAAUGAGGUUGGAAGAUCUUGUCAUAUAAUUGAGUACAAAGGCAAAACUGUCAUGCUUGAUGCUGGAAUUCAUCCUGCUUAUUCAGGUAUGGCCUCUUUGCCCUUUUAUGAUGAAUUUGAUUUGGAAAAAGUGGAUAUUUUACUCAUUAGUCACUUUCAUCUUGACCAUGCUGCUUCUUUACCUUAUGUAAUGCAACAUACCAAAUUCAAAGGAAGAGUAUUUAUGACUCAUCCAACAAAGGCCAUUUAUCGUUGGCUAUUAAGUGAUUUUGUUAGAGUGACUUCAAUCGGUGAUAAUAAUAAUUCCUCUACGCUAUAUACCGACGAUGAUUUGACUGAUUCUUAUGAUAGAAUCGAACCAAUUGACUAUCACUCGACGAUUGAAGUUGAUGGUAUUAGGUUCACUGCUUAUCACGCUGGUCAUGUUCUUGGUGCUUGCAUGUAUCUCUUAGAAAUUGGUGGUUUGAAGAUUUUAUUUACUGGUGAUUACUCCAGGGAGAAAGAUCGUCACUUAAAUCCCGCUGAAGUUCCUCCUCAUAGACCCGAUUUACUAAUUUGUGAAUCUACUUUUGGUACUGCAGUUCAUGAACAGAUAGACGAAAAAGAAUUGAGAUUAACGAGCUUAAUUCAUAAUACCAUAAAUAAUUCUGGCAAAAUUUUAUUGCCAGUCUUUGCUCUUGGUAGAGCCCAGGAAAUUUUAUUAAUCUUAGAUCAAUAUUGGGCUGAAAAUCCUGAUUUGAAAAAUAUAGGUAUUUUUUACGCUUCGAAUUUAACAAGAAAAUGUAUGUCUGUAUAUCAAACUUAUAUUAAUAUGAUGAAUGAUGAUAUUAGAAAAAAAUUUAGAUCUCAAAACUCAAAUCCCUUUCAGUUUAAAUAUAUAAAAAGCAUUAAGAAUUUAGAUAAAUUUGAUGAUUUGGGCCCCUGUGUAGUAAUAGCCAGUCCUGGUAUGCUACAAAAUGGAGUUUCAAGAGAAUUGUUGGAAAGAUGGGCUCCAGAUGAAAGAAACCUCGUCUUAAUGACUGGUUACUCAGUUGAAGGAACUAUGGCUAAAAACCUACUAUCUGAACCUGAUAUAAUUCCCGCUGUCAAAGGCUCUGAAUCAAUAACAAGAAGAAUAAAAAUUGAAGAAAUAUCCUUUGCUGCUCAUGUUGAUUUCAAUCAAAAUUCAAAAUUUAUCGAGUUGGUCAAUCCCAAAUCGAUUAUUUUGGUUCAUGGUGAAUCAAACCCAAUGGGUAGAUUAAAAAGUGCUUUGUUGUCAAAAUAUCAUAAGUUUAAAAACACUAAAAAAGAAGUCAAAGUUUACAAUCCCAGAAACUGUGAUAGAUUACACAUACAAUUCAAAGGCAUUAAAAUUGCAAAAGCAAUGGGCUCAAUAGCCGAAGUUAAACCAAAAGAAAACGAAAUUGUAUCUGGCGUCUUGGUAUCUAAGAAUUUUGAUCUUAACUUAUUAAGGGUUGAUGAUCUUAGAGAAUAUGCUGGACUCACUACCACGGUGAUUAAAGAAAGACAAACAAUAAGAAUAAGUUGUGGUCCAGAUAUACUUUAUUGGCAUUUAAUUCAAAUGUUUGGCUAUGUUGAAGUGUUAAAUGAUGAUGAAAAUGAAUUUGAAUUAAAAGUAAUGGAUGAUAUUAUUAUUGUUUUAGAAGAUCAAAUUUGCACAAUACAAUGGACUAGCGGUCUUAUAAACGAUUCAUUAGCUGAUUCUGUAAUUGCAAUUUUAUUAUCAAUAGAUUCACUUCCUUCCUCCGUCAAAUUAUCUUCAAAAUCUUGUGAUCAUAUUCAUGGUCAUGAUGGUGAACACGUUGAUGAGCAUCAUAAAAAAGAAGAAUACAAUCAUUCUAAAAUAACGGAAAUUGAAAUUGAUUUAAAAGAUGAAAACGAACCUAAAACUGAAAAUAACAGUGAAGCUAAAACAAAAGUUAAAACAGAAGGUGUAGAAGAAAUAAAGGUGGGGAAUGAAGUUAAAGUGGAAAAAGAAAUAAAAGUAAAAAAUGAAAUUGAAAAUGAAAAUGAAAUUAAAAUUGAAAAUAAAAAUGAAAUUAAAAUUGAAAAUGAAAAUGAAAAUGAAAAUGAAAAUGAAAAUGAAAACGAAAAUGAACUGAAAAUGAAAACAGAAAAUGAACUGAAAAUGAAAACAGAAAUCGAAGACAAGAAACAAAUAUUCAAGAAAGAGUUUGAUAUGCCUGAGAUACUAAGUAAACAGUUGAUUUUGCAACAUGCUGACUACUCGAUAGGAACCAGAAUACACAGAAUAUCCUGUUUUUUGAGAGCUCAAUUUGGGGAUUGGUUUCAUGAAACUAAAGAUAAAUCUGGCGGAAUAAUUAAAAUAGAUAAAAUCGAGGCCACUAUUGAUUAUUUUGACUUAACAGUUGUUUGUGAAUCUAAACCGUUGAAAGUGAGAAUUGAGAAUAUUCUUCAUCGGGCUACUGUAAUAGUUGCUCCACUAGCACAAAAAACAAAAACAUUUUCUUAGGAAUUAUAAAUUAUCUAUUUUUUAA
This is a messenger RNA of Ascoidea rubescens DSM 1968, 2590 nucleotides long. RefSeq names its product cleavage polyadenylation factor subunit YSH1. Bases 16 to 2565 code for a protein of 849 amino acids. Gene Ontology annotation, biological process: mRNA 3'-end processing by stem-loop binding and cleavage. Gene Ontology annotation, molecular function: RNA endonuclease activity; 5'-3' exonuclease activity; RNA binding. Gene Ontology annotation, cellular component: mRNA cleavage and polyadenylation specificity factor complex. The record is from RefSeq and is a predicted model, not a curated record. Lineage: Eukaryota; Fungi; Ascomycota; Saccharomycetes; Ascoideales; Ascoideaceae. The transcript has 4 exons.